AUGGCUGCCCUCCGAGCCCUGGCGGUUAUGCUGGUGGCUGCCUCAUCCUCCUCGUCCUCCUUCUCCUUCCCCUCCUCCUCCUCCUCCUCCUUUCCCUCUUCAUUCCCCUCCUCCUCGUCUCCCACCUUCUUCUCCCAGCUUCACUCCGCUUCUGAUGUCUCUCACUUUGCCUCUGGCUGCCAAGCUACCACCAAACAAUCGUCCACCAGACUCCUCUCCUGCCUCUCUCUCCACCCUGCGAGCUCUCUAUGCGGGCACUGUCGACAAGCGAGCAUGGCCCUCAAGCUUCGAGGAGGGUCUUCAGACCCUGUGCCAAAGUCCGAUGCCGGGCUUGAAGCGCAUGGGGCUGAAGGAGGGCAGAAUCAAACGUCUUCGCGCCCUUCCAACACAGAAGGCGGAUGCCCUCACGGGCGACACUCGUCGAACCCCGAUGAGCAGCACUGCAUGGAGUGUGAAGUCAUGGCUUUCCUGCAGCGCGCUGCCAUGAUUCUCCAACAAGCUGGCGGUCGGAUGGACAGCAACAUGUUCUCAAAGCAAUGGACAACUCAGUACCCUGAUGACCCGCUCACGCCAGAGCAGGUUGCGACAGCUGUAGGAGGGAUCUUGAAGGAAAGUGGAUACUUUCACGUCGAGGAGACCAACGAUCCGAUGGUCAAACUCUUCGAGCUCAUCGAACAAGCUGACGAUGGCAACGGACUGGGCGAUUCGCCCCCAACCAUAUGUCUACCUUUCGAGUUGGCACCUCCAGAGAAGGUUGGAAGACACCCAGCAGUCGGAAGUGGAAGGAUGACGCACAAGGCGCUAGUAGAAGCCAUCUCACCGACAGCAGACAAUGCUGGUAAACGACGACACGACGAGGUUCAAUACACAGGAAAAUGGGGAGAGCAGCUUGUUGGGUAUUGGACGUUGGGCUCAUGCGACGGAAGCAACGGAUGCCUGCAUCAAGAGAAGUACGCCUUCGGUGGAGAGUGA
This is a messenger RNA of Guillardia theta CCMP2712, 972 nucleotides long. RefSeq lists its product as hypothetical. The coding region runs from base 1 to 972 and encodes 323 amino acids. Lineage: Eukaryota; Cryptophyceae; Pyrenomonadales; Geminigeraceae. The record is from RefSeq and is a predicted model, not a curated record. The transcript is spliced from 8 exons.